GGGCGAUAUAUUAUUGAUAUAGUGCCCGCCACUUCUGGUUGUCCGUGCUGUCGGUGGUUUUUGAUGGGUCUUAUGUACUUAAUCAAUAAAAGUUGAUAUUUCAUCCUUUUAAUGUAUCCUUCUCGAAUUUCAUCAUCUUCUCAAAGUAAUCAACAUGCGAAAUUCUCCGUCCCUGAAGCUUGUGACAAAAUAAAGGAUGAGCUUCUGAAUUUACAAUCUCAGUAUCAUAGUUUGAAGUGCGAGUAUGAGAAGGCCGCGCAAGAAAAAGCUGAAUUGCAGCGGCACUACUUACUUUACUAUGAGAUUACUUACGGACUAAAUGUUGAAAUGCAUAAACAGAUGGAGAUCGCAAAGCGCCUGAAUGCAAUACUAGUACAGGUCAUUCCAUUUUUAUCACAAGAGCAUCAAUCUCAAGUUGCUGCAGCAGUUGAUCGUGCGAAACAAAUAAGUCUGUCAGAACUUAGUAGCAUUAUAGGGCCGCAACUAGAUGAUUCUAAAGGCCCAAAGUUUCUCAAUGGGGCUCUUGGUUCUCCAUUCGACCAAAUGGACUUCUUCAAGACUAUGCAACAACAACAGCAACUGUUAAUGAAUUCUGGAUCUGGGGGUUUAAAUAAUGCAUUUCCCCACAAUCUAGUCCCACCAUCAUUGGGGCAGUUACCAUCUGAUAAUUUACCUAUGAGUGGUUCGAGAGGAGGUUCUCAAGCUACACCAUCUUUAACUAGCCUUGGUGGACUCAAUGCGCCACCAUGUACGGGAAUCAACAGUCUCAGUGGUGGACUUCCUGCUUUAAACAACAAUGGUCCUAACAAUAUGCUUCUACCUCCCAAUCCUUUCCUACCACAAAUGAGUAGUUCAAUCACUCCCCCAUGUACUAACAGCAGUGCUUCAGGCAAUUCGAGUAUUCCUGGUGUUCAGUCAUCCCUUCCUGGAAUUCCAGGACCUAAUAACCCAGCUUUCCUAUCUGGUCUUGCACAAUCUCACCCAGCAGUUGCAGCAGCAAUGGCGGCCGUAGCUGCUGCAGGUUUUCCUCCGGGAAACACAAAUCCUGCAAUUAAUCCUUUAUCCGGUGGUCUACUUAACAACAACAGUAAUCAUCCCUACUCUCAAAUGCCUGCUCAUAUGAAUAAUAUAACCACAUCCUUUCCAUCUGGGACCAGCGGUUGCUUAACAGGUGCAUCUAUACCACCUCCCAUAUCUUCUAACACCUCCACUUUGGCAAAUGCUCCAUAUCAUGGUCCUUCUGGUUCUGGAGCUCAUACUCCCUUUUCACCAACUUCAACAUCCCUUCCUAAUCCAAAUAAUCCCAGACCACUAAUGUUUCCGUUGGAUGGAGCAACUGGACAACCUCCAUUUCCUCCUAUGCUAUCUCCAGCUGCACUAUCAGCCAUUAUCAGUGACAAAAAUUUGGAUGAAAAACAAAGGACAGCAGCAGCUGCUGCUAUGGCUGCAGCAAUGGCAGCUGCCGCUGCUGCAUCACAAGGUGGUCCACCUGGAGCUUUUGGUCUUCCAUUAAAUUUUGCCUCUGGUGGUGGUAGUGGUGGCGGAAGCCUACCUGGUGCCUCACCAAUGGAUGCACAUAAUCUAAUGGCUACAAUGGCUAGUUUUGCUGCUCAGUCAGCUGCAGCAGCCGCCGCUGCAGGUAUGAAUUCUGAUAUGCAACAAGAUGGACCACCACCUGGACUCUUUGGUGGCGUUGGCGGCAGCGGCGGUGUACAUCAUCCAGAUUUACCUGGAUUAGGUGCAAAUCAUAAUUUGUUACCCCCGCCACCGCCUCCAUCCUCUGCCUCCGCCAUGUUAUCGUCAUCAUCAUUUGCCAAUUCAGGAUCUGUACUACCACCAUCGAAAAGUUCCACACCUGUACCCGGUAUGAAUUCAUGUCCAAGUCGUCAACGGGCUAAUUCACGAUCUCCAGGAUUAAUUGAUAUACACUCUACUGCGCCGGAUGAGAAACGUCGUAAAACUGAACGCCCUACUUCAGGAGAUAAAUGCAGUGGAGUUGGUAAUAACACAUUAGAAGAAAAUGGAUUGGUUCGAAUUAAGAGUUCACCUUCCUCUGGUCGUCGUACUCCAUCAACAAAACAUAAUGGUUCAAGUGGUCUAUUAAAUCCUAAUAAUUUAAAGAAUCAUUCUGUUACUGGGAAUGGUGUAACUAGUUCACAUUCUGAUAAUAAUAAUAAUAAUAACAGCAACAACAAUAAUAAUAAUAAUAAUACUAACUCACAAAAAGAUACAUCAUUUGAAUUAGAUCAUAAAGAAUCAGAUGACAAUCCACCAUUUUUAAGUGCUGCCGGUGCUACUGCUGUUACAAACGGCGGCAGUGGUGUCUGUAAUUCUUCAUCAAGUCGUACUGGUUCACCAAAUCAACAACUCUUACAUAAUUCAUCAUCUUCUGAAGCAAGUGGAACGCUUCACAGACAGCAACAUGGUACACCUAAUAUAAAACCAUGUUUGUCUCCUGUACCUGUUUCAAGUAAUGCAUCAAAUUCUUGUAGUAGAAUAGGUUCAAUUCCUCUAGGAGGCGGAGCAGGAGGAAGUGUUGGAGGAGAAUUAUCGGUGCCUAGUCCAUUGUCAUCAUCAUCUGUUAGUGGAGUAAAUCUACCCGGAGUUAGUGCUGUUUCUCUUUCUCCACCUCAUCUUACAUCAGAUGUUCCAACAACAACAACGACAAAUCCUGAUGGUUAUUCAACACCAUCUAGUCAGCAAAACUCCUUGUCUACGGCAUCAGCAACAACAACCUCAUCUAUGAUGUUUGAUGCGACAUUUGGAAAUUCUGCUAUGAGUGGAGUAUCGAAUCUUGGAAGACCACCAUAUUCAUUCCUACGCUUAGACAAUCAAUCCCCUACACCUGUACCAUUUACUCCAGACGCUUUCUUUGGUCCGGGUAUCCCACAUCAAGCAAAAGCGAUACAUUGUUUAGAUCAUGGUGAAGUGGUUUGUGCUGUAACCAUCAAUAAUGCUACACAUCAAAUUUAUACCGGUGGUAAAGGCACUGUGAAAAUUUGGGAUUUAAAUUCUGCCUCGUCUGGUCUCUCACCGAAUUGCAGUGGUGGUGGCGGUUCUAGUCAAGUAAAAUUAACCAAGUCAUGUAUCACAAGUCUUGAAUGCCUACAACGCGAUAAAUAUAUACGAUCGAUUAAACUAACUCAGGAUGGUAAAACAUUAGUUGUCGGUGGAGAAUCUAGUACACUAAGUAUAUGGGAUUUAGGUCAAGCUAGUCCACAUCCAAAAAGUGAACUAACCUUUACUGCUCCAGCAUGUUAUGCAUUAGCUGUAUCACCUGAUAGUAAAUUGUGUUUCAGUUGCUAUUCAAACGGUAAUAUUGGUGUAUGGGAUAUACACAAUCGUCUUUUAAUCCGUCAAUAUCAAGGACAUGCUGAAGGUGCAUCUUGUGUAGAUAUACGUCCAGAUGGUACACGUCUAUGGAGUGGUGGAUUGGAUAAAACUGUUCGUUGUUGGGAUUUACGUGAACAUUGUCAAAUAAGUCAAGUGGAUUUAUCAGCUCAAAUAUUCUCUCUUGGUUAUUGUCCUACUGGAGAUUGGAUAGCUGUUGGAUUAGAGACAGAUCAAGUUGAAGUAUUUGGUCCAGGUCGUCCAGAACGUUAUCAAUUAUCAUUACAUGAAAGUUGUGUAUUAUCGUUGAAAUUCGCUCACAGUGGUUUAUGGUUUGCUUCUACAGGAAAGAUCAUUGUCUAUACUCUUGGAGAACUCCGUAUGGUGCUAAUCUAUUUCAAGUCAAAGAAAACUCAUCUGUAUUGAGCUGUGACAUAUCACUGGAUGACAAACUUUUAGUCACUGGAUCGGGUGAUCGUAAAGCUACUGUUUAUGAAAUAAUUUAUUGAACUUAAUGACACCACUUACAAUUUAAACGUAUGCAUACUUCUCCUUCCUUUUCCUUUACACCUUUGCUUACUUCUUUCCUUCCCUCCUUGUAUUGUAUUGUAUUGUACUGUACUGUGUUUGUUUUCCUUACUACUACUACUACUGCUAUGGCUGCACUGUCGCUGUUAUUGUUGUUUUUAAAUACCUAGGACACAUGUGUGACACAGCAACACAAGACAGGACAACGCAGCGCAGUCCAGCGCACCACCCUACACUACACUACACCGCAAAGUAGUAUUUAUUAUGAAUAUAUAAACAGGCAAACACAAACGAGUAUUUUCUAGUCAUACAAUCCAUAUGAAUAUUAAUUUUAUUGUUAUUAUUAAUACUACCAUUUUAUGGUAUGUAAUGUAAUGUAAUGUAGUGUUAUUUGUGUUUUGCCUUGUUUUUGUGACAUUAUUAUUAUUGAAAAGUGACAAAUAUUUAUGAAUUCAGUAUGAAUCCAUCCCACUUCACUUACUUCUCAUCACUGAUCUAUUUGCUUUCCCUUCUUCAUGCUUAUACUUUUACCUACCUUACUUCACUACCUUACCUACCUUCCUAUCUAUCUAUCUAUCUAUCUGUCCAUCCUAUUACGAUUAUCAUCUGUUUUAUGUUUCAUUUCAGGCUGUUUAUACCACUACUAUUGCUAUUAUUAUUAUUAUUAUUUUCGAUUUCCUGUGUACCAUUUCUAUAGGGAAAUGUGAAAGAGGAAGAUAAUACCUGUAACUGUCCACUGUACACUGCGCUACACUACUUAGUUGUCGUGCUGCUACUGGUGGUGGUGGUGGGUGGUUAUGAGGGUGUCUGGUGGUGUAUAUCAACACAAAUUAGCGGCUCACUCUGUUGUAUAGAGCUCAUUAAUAUACAUCAUAUAUACACACAUACAUACACUCGCAUGCAUAUGUAUACGUGUUGUAAUCCCCGUGGACAAGGAUGGCAACAUGAAAAUUGCUGUAGGAAACGAAGUUAAUGAUGAUAAUAACAAUAAUAAGCAGCAGCACAGUAUGCAUUGUUUCCUCUCUUUUCCUUAUCUUUCUUCUUCUCUUUUCAUUCAUGUACCAACCAUCCUAUGUUUUGUUGUGUCUCAGGUCCAUCCAUAUGCACAUUAUCCAGUCUAUUUCACAAAUAUUCAUACACACACACACACGCAAACAUACAUCCAUCCCCAGCAUUUGUUAAAGAGGAGUAGAAAUUCAGUCUAGUUUUUACCGCUUUAAUACUUUAAUGCUCUGUGUGUAUGGACUCUUGGUUAUAUUUUCAUCGUCGUCGUCAUUGUUGUUGUGUAACGACUGUUAGCGGAAGCAGUCGUCUGUGUCCCGACACAAACACGCAUAUAUAUAUUCAGUGAUUGUAUCGCGGCUUUUUAAUAUCAUGCGUUUUUAUUCUAUUUUUCUUUUUUUAAUGUCCUAUCUUGGAGACAAAAAAUUGUGUUUUUUUUAAUUUUAUCCUUUUCCUUCAGUAUUUUAAUCUUUAACAACAGUUUCACUGUUGUUUUUGGUCUUUUUUUUGGGGGGGGGGGUGUGCUUAUUUAUUGUAUCUAUUGGUUCCUUUCGGGGGGCUUUUUUCAAUGGCAGAAAAUGCAUUCUCAUCAUAAGAGCAGCAGCAGAAGCAGGAGGAGCAUUAUCAUCGUCAAAAGUAUCUCUCUUGUUAUAUAUUAUAAUACAUGAAUGCAUAAAAACCUGUGUAUAGUCUGUCCCAUUAUUAUUAUUAUUGUUAUUAUUAAUAUCACCAUUAUUAUUGAUAAUCAAGUGAAAAUCUUUUAUGUUUUACCAAUUUUUACUGAAUCAUUUAUAGUCACUAUCUAUAAUGAUAAUAGUAAUAAUUGUUAUUAUUUUGUAUCGUAUCAUCUGUUUCCACCAUUUUGAUGAUUGAUCCUUAUAUCGUAACUGUCUCCAUGCCCGACCAACCCCGACCCCGUCACCCCUACCCUCGCCGUCUCACUCACUCUCCCCCUAACUCUGUUUCCGCUUUUUUUUCUCUCAAUAAUAUAAUAUUGAAUUAUGUGUCAAAUUGUACUGACCUUUUUUUGAAUGAUUGAUUGAAUAUGUAAAUAAGACGACGUCUGUUGUUAUUGUUGUUGUUCUAUGUGUAUGUCUGUUGGUGGGUGUGGAUGGUUGGGUGCUAUGGAUGUGCGAACACGUUUCCUUAUUUGUUUAUUUAUUUUAUAUAUUGUAAACAAAUGAUUUUUCUUCUUAACAUCACAGCUUCAAUAAUAUGUAACAAUAAAUAAAUAAAUAUAUAUAUACACAUAUACCUGCAUAUAAAACUGUUGUUUGUAUUUAUUAUUAUUAUUAUCAUCAAUGUGUUUUUAAAAAAAUACUAAUUUCGAGGUAAAAA
Messenger RNA from Trichobilharzia regenti, 6198 nucleotides. The record is from the annotation of a GenBank genome assembly. Lineage: Eukaryota; Metazoa; Platyhelminthes; Trematoda; Strigeidida; Schistosomatidae.